UCAUUACUGUGUAAGUCUUUAAACAGUUUGAACGGUAGUAAUAAUGCUGAAAUUAUUUAUUUUGUUAUUUGUUAGUGUGUGUGGUGUUUACGGGUAUUUUACUUUGCCGGGAAAAUGCCCUGAAAAUGUACAGCUUCAGGAGGAGUUUCGACCUGCUGAUUUCUUCAACAAAUGGUACCAAGCCUACCACUACUCAAGCGACGGGCAGAACCAAAACAACUGCUCCGUCUUAGAACUACAGACCAGAGCCACUGGCAUCUACCUGAACCAGUCCAGGGUCGACCGAGGUCUCUUCCAUCGGUACAGCAUUGCCAAGGUUGGGAUACCUUCUAGCAUUGAAGAUGGGGCUAGACUGGAUGUUACGUUCAGUUUUGAUGAUGCACCUAGGAGAUUGAUGAAUAGGAGGUAUCCCUUCCAUGUGCUGGCUACGAACUACAACUACUAUGCGACGGUGUAUACCUGCAACUACAGCCCACUUAUUGACAAGCAUUUCAUUUACGUAUGGAUCCUCUCAAGAAACGAAGUUCUGAAUGACGUGUCUAAGGAGCUCGCCAUCAGAUCACUGUCUCGCAUCGGAGUGGAUCCCAAGAAGCUGGUGAAAGACGACUGGUCCCGAUGCUCGCCGAAGUAUUACGAAGAUAGGCAGGCUGAACCGCUGACUUUUAGGACCCCUGUUUUAGUACGCUAUUGAGAUUAUUAAAUGUUAUUGCUAAAA
This is a messenger RNA of Helicoverpa armigera (cotton bollworm), 715 nucleotides long. Its product is annotated as insecticyanin-A. Gene Ontology annotation, molecular function: pigment binding. The record is from RefSeq and is a predicted model, not a curated record. The transcript has 4 exons. NCBI's taxonomy places the organism in Eukaryota, Metazoa, Arthropoda, Insecta, Lepidoptera, Noctuidae. The coding region runs from base 44 to 691 and encodes 215 amino acids. Gene Ontology annotation, biological process: lipid metabolic process; response to reactive oxygen species. Gene Ontology annotation, cellular component: cytoplasm.